This is a messenger RNA of Paecilomyces variotii, 1362 nucleotides long. RefSeq names its product ankyrin repeat-containing domain protein. Lineage: Eukaryota; Fungi; Ascomycota; Eurotiomycetes; Eurotiales; Thermoascaceae. Gene Ontology annotation, molecular function: protein binding. The record is from RefSeq and is a predicted model, not a curated record. The coding region runs from base 56 to 1051 and encodes 331 amino acids. The transcript is spliced from 2 exons.
GUUCCGAUGGGUUGCAUGUCAGCUUGAUGCCCUAGAGAAUUGUCUAAACGUGUCUAUGCUGCGUCAGGCGCUCUGCUGCCUUCCAAGGUCCUUGGAUGCCAUGUACACAGAGGCGCUUUGUCGAAUCAACAAGGAUUACUCAGGGCUCGUUUCAAUGGUUCUACAAUGGCUCACCUAUUCCACACGACCAUUAAGCAUAGAGGAACUAGCCGAAAUAGCCACGGUAGACCUCGCAUCCACAACUAGAUUUGAUCCCGAUAGACGAUUCCUCGAUCCAAGAGACAUUCUCGGCCUAUGUCCCAGCAUAUUUGUGACAACGACACCUGGGAACCCAGGGCUUGAGACACUCGAAGAUAUCCAGUCAGGACCAGCAAGCCAGUACGCUAUCACGGAGAGUAAAGCCCACGCAUGCAUUGCCAAAGUCUGUCUCGCAUAUCUCCUUCAAUUCGACCGGCCAUAUACCACUAUGCAAGACGUUGUCCAGUCAUCUUUCCUGCUACGAUAUGCGACUAACUACUGGCCGCUGCACGCAAAACGAGCCGGCCUUGAUGCGGACACUCUGUGUCCCAUGAUCAUGGAGCUCUUCAGAUUGGAGCCCGCUUAUCUAAAUUGGACUGCCUUUCUCGACGGAUAUACUCCUUUCAACGGGGAUUGCUUUUCAGAAGAUAAUGAUGACGGCCUCAAUCACCCACCUCACCCCCUCUACUAUGCCUCCUCCUUUGGACUUGGUGAUAUUGCAAGGCAACUGAUCAAUACCAAUGCCCCAAUCGACAGCAAAGGUCUGGCGGGGACCGCUCUCGCGGCGGCAUGUUUGUCAGGACAUCUUGAGACGGUGCGGUUACUUCUGGAUAAUUCAGCUGAUAUUGAUGCCCAAGGAGCUUUAGGUUCGCCUAUUCUUCUUGCUGCUGGCCGUGGGCAUAUGGAGGUCGUUAAACUAUUACUUGAAAGAGGGGCCGACGUUACUCAGCAAAGUGAAGGACAGACAGCGUUAGAGGAGGCAAGAAAGUAUGGACAUGAGGAUGUUGCUCGUCUGCUGAGUUCUAUACAUUGAUUAUUUACGACAAUUGAAUGCCUUUGAAAUAAAAGCUUAAGCGAUUAGCUCAGAUAUUCCAUGGAUCUCUUGUCAAUUCAUGUAGCAUGGCCCGGCUUUUUCAUACUGGGCAUUUCUGUGAAUAUAAUGACAUGACAUAACUGGUUUAUCUCCAUAUCGGGGUGAUGUACUUGCUUUCCCAGAUGGUUUAGUAGAAGUCUCUCCUGAAAAGCGCGCUACGCAAUAGAGGAGUCAGCUGUCCCCAAUAGCUUUCAUAUAUACCUAGUGAGUGGGUUAUGGGAAUGUCCAUUUUACGGUAGAUCAUAUGCCAC